AUGUUAAACGAUAGUAAGUCGUUUUCGAUUGAAUAUUUAAUAGCAAAAGCAUCAUCACCAUCACCAACACAUUGUGUUUUAUUUCAUACAAAUAAUGAACAAAAAUCUCAAACAAAAAUUAGCUCAUCAUCAUCAUCAUUGGAUUUCAAACGUAUGCGUACAGCAUUUACCAGUAUACAAUUACUUGAAUUAGAACGAGAAUUUUCUUCAAAUAUGUAUUUAUCACGUUUACGUCGAAUUGAAAUAGCAUCAUGUCUUGGUUUAACAGAAAAACAAAUUUGGUUUCAAAAUCGUCGUGUUAAAUAUAAAAAACAACGAACAACUACUUCAUCGGAAAAGAAAAAUUUACGAACAUAUCAUACAGUUCAACAAACAAAUGAAAAACAUAUGAUUUUAUAUAAUGAUAAUAAAAAAUAG
Molecule: messenger RNA, 417 nt
Organism: Rotaria sp. Silwood2
Lineage: Eukaryota; Metazoa; Rotifera; Eurotatoria; Philodinida; Philodinidae
Source: the annotation of a GenBank genome assembly